Molecule: messenger RNA, 498 nt
Organism: Parnassius apollo (apollo)
Lineage: Eukaryota; Metazoa; Arthropoda; Insecta; Lepidoptera; Papilionidae
Source: the annotation of a GenBank genome assembly
AUGUUGUACACCGUAUCACAUGCUACAGAGGGUAUGGCCCAAAAAGAUAACAGAACACCAAAUGCUCCACCAAAAUGUACAGAAGCAGCAAAAAGUUACGUGAGGAGCUUCAUUGAAAAACUCCCUGCAGUGCCGUCGCACUAUAACAGAAAAAGGACUAAAGAUUGCAAUGAAACCGGCCAAGAAAAUGUUAGUGAGACUGUAUUCAGAAGUAUUUUUAGGGAAUACAAUAUCAGCUUCCAUAUUCCAAAAAAAGAUAAAUGCAUAACAUGUAUCAACGCUGAAAACAACAAAGAAACCAUGACUGAUAUUGAUAAAGAGUCGAUGAAUGCACAUAUUGAAGAAAAAAAUGCUACAAAACUGAGAUUCAAGAUCCAUCAAAAUCUAAGGACAUUAAACAAUGAAACAAUCGUUUCUAGUUUUGACUUACAGAAAGUUUUAAACACACCGCAUGGGGAAAGUAUGCUGUUAUAUUAUUCUCAUAAAUAUGCAGUUUAA